Messenger RNA from Hevea brasiliensis (rubber tree), 1481 nucleotides. RefSeq lists its product as uncharacterized. The coding region runs from base 192 to 1055 and encodes 287 amino acids. Gene Ontology annotation, biological process: regulation of DNA-templated transcription. Gene Ontology annotation, molecular function: protein heterodimerization activity. Gene Ontology annotation, cellular component: nucleus. NCBI's taxonomy places the organism in Eukaryota, Viridiplantae, Streptophyta, Magnoliopsida, Malpighiales, Euphorbiaceae. The record is from RefSeq and is a predicted model, not a curated record. The transcript has 6 exons.
CUCCCUUUUCAAGUAUUCAAAUUUAAUUCCAUCUUCGCAAAUUUACUCCUUUGUAUAUAUAUACGUAUCUUCUUCUCCUCUAUGAGGAAACUCACAUACUCACUACGCCAAAACUACGUAGGAUUUUUCUAGGGUUUCACUUUCACCUGAUGAUUUUUUCUUUUCUGGCAAUUGGGUUUUGAAUUGACUCCAUGAGGAAGAAGCUCGACACUCGUUUCCCGGCGGCUAGGAUUAAAAAGAUUAUGCAAGCUGAUGAGGAUGUGGGGAAGAUUGCCAUGGCUGUGCCUCUUCUUGUCUCUAAAGCUUUGGAGCUAUUUUUGCAAGAUCUAUGUGACCGGACAUAUGCAAUAACUCUGAAAAGGGGGGCCAAGACCUUGAAUUCAUUGCAUUUGAAGCAGUGUGUACACACAUUUAAUAUCUUUGAUUUUCUGAGGGAAAUUGUUGGCAAGGUUCCUGAUCUAGGAGGUUCUGAUUCUGCUGGGGAUGAUCAUAGUGUUGCUAAAAGAAGGAAAGUUAUUGAUGAUGAAGACAAUGAUUGUGAUGAGGAUUUAAGUAGGAGCAAAAUGCAUGAGACUGCUCACACAAGUGGCAGUGGCAGAGGAAGAGGCAGGGGCAGAGGCAGAGGCAGAGGCAGGGGUCGUGGACGAGGUAGUAGAGCUGUAGAGAGGGAGACAGUUGCACAGUGUGGGAAAUUUGAAGAUGAUGCAGAUAUUAGUCAUCAUGAUGACAAUCACAGUCCAACGAUUGAAAGGCUAGAUAAUGUUGAUGAACCUGAAGCCUUGAAGGAGAAUAUCCUAGCAGCAGGUAAAAGUACGCAAGCCCCAGUUCAUGACUUUGAUCUGAAUGUGGGCUUGGAUGAGAAUGGGGAGUCUAAAACAGUGUUAACUUCUGCCCCCACAAGCUUGACAGCAAAACCUACUCCUGUAACGAAGCAUGAAGAAUUGCCUGGCUGGUCACUUGCAGACAUAGAAAAGAUGGAUAUCAAUCCCAUUCAUCUAGCCAACAUAGAUAGAAGCAUAGUCGAGGACGUGGAAGAUUAUGAUGAAGAAGGCUGAAACCAACAGGUCUUCCCUGUUUUACGCAGUUGGUUACACCCCAUAGGUUUUUAGUCCUGUUAUUAUGUAGAUGUAGAUCCACAGGUAGGAUUGUUAAGGCUGAUGCUGAUAAUUACUGUAGAAGUGGUAGGACUGAAACAAUUAAUUUAGAUUAGACUGAAAAUGGAAGUUUCAUUUGGCAUUUCCAGAAGCUUGUAAUAUAUUAUUUUUGUAGCAUGAGCUGAUAAUAGUUACAAACGUUAUUGGCUUUGCCAGAUUGCCAGGCAUAAGGAGAUUAAUCAUUCUUGUACCGUCAGGAAGUACAUGGGUAUUGAAGGGUGAAGCAUCUCAAGGAUUUAGCUUCCUUUAAAUUCAAGUAUAUACAAUUUUUCAAAUGUAUUGUUCUGCAUUUGAAUAUAUUCUUUUAGUUGAAGAUUUUAUUCUAAA